AACAAAUCUGCACGAGCCUCCUCCGCCUCGCCAUCGCUCCCCAUUCCACCGCCGCCGCCGUCGCCGUCGCCGCACCGCCGCCUGCGCCAUGCUCCGCCUCCGGAGCUGCCUCCUCUCCCACCUCCUAUCCUCUCCCGCCACCUCCCCACUCCCCUCUCUCCACCGCCUCCUCUCCGCCGCCGCCGCGCCCGCCGUCUCCCCCGACUCCGGCUUCGAAGUGGAGCGCUACCUCGUCUCCACCUGCGGGCUGACCCGAGCGCAGGCGCUCAAGGCCUCCGCCAAGCUCUCCCACCUCAAGUCCCCCGCCAAGCCCGACGCCGUGCUCGCCUUCCUCGCCGGCCUCGGCCUCUCCGGCGCCGACGUGGCCACCCUCGUCGCCAGGGACCCGCUCUUCCUCUGCGCCGGCGUGGAGGGAAACCUGGGCCCCGCCGUCGCCGGGCUCACCGGCCUCGGCCUCUCGCGCCCUGAGAUCGGGCGCCUCGUCUCGCUCUCCCCGGACCGAUUCCGCCGCAAGAACGUCGUGCCCAAGGUGCGCUACUACCUGCCUCUCUUCGGCUCCUCCGAGGACCUCCUCUCCGGUGUCAAGCGCGGCUUGUUCCUUCUCUCCGUCGACGUCGACCGGGUGGUCAAGCCCAACGUCGCGGUCCUGCGGGAGUGCGGGCUAUGUGUUCGCGACAUUGCCAAGGUGCUCAUCCAAAUGCCGAGGAUCAUCACCGCCAGGCCGGAGCGCACCCUUGCAAUGGUUGCGUGCGCCGAGCGUAUUGGUGUGCCCCGUGGCUCUGGGAUGUUUAGGCAAGCGCUGCAGGCUGUCGCAUGCUUCAGCGAGGAGAAGAUUGCCGCCAAAGUGGAACAGUUGAAGAAGACAUUGCGGUGGUCCGAUGCCGAUGUCGGCAUUGCUCUGUGCAAGUGGCCGACUGUGCUGAGGUGGUCGAAUGACAUGCUGCAGCGCAAGUCUGAGUUCCUCAUCUCUAAGGUGGGCUUGGAACCGGCGUACAUUGCCCACCGUCCGGCAAUACUCGGUCUUAGCUUGGAGCGCCGUCUCAAGCCCCGGUACUAUGUUAUGAGGUUUCUUAAGGAAAAUGGAUUGCUGAGUCAUGCCAGAGACUACAAUUCUAUGCUCUUGGUCAGCGAGAAGGUAUUUGUGGAGAGGUUCAUACGCCCCCACAAGCAAGCUGCGCCACACAUUGCUGAAGACUAUGCAGCCGCUUGCACAGGGGAGGUGCCUGCUAGAUUCAGAUUUACAUGAACCAAGGACAGUCUAUGAAAGUUGGUAGCUGCGUGUGCAACAACAGAAUUUCCACUCGUCGUAUUAAGCUGGUAAUUCAUGGUUAGGUGUUCUUUUCAUGACUGAAUUUUGGUUUUGUUGUGGCCAAUGCUUGACAUUACUGAUAACUUGAUUUCUGAACCCCAAUAUGGUGAUUUCGUCAUUUGGUGGAGAAGAAAGCUUGAUGUGUGAUAUAUUUUCAUGUCAAGUUUAUCUAGCA
Messenger RNA from Triticum aestivum (bread wheat), 1484 nucleotides. RefSeq names its product transcription termination factor MTERF15, mitochondrial-like. NCBI's taxonomy places the organism in Eukaryota, Viridiplantae, Streptophyta, Magnoliopsida, Poales, Poaceae. The record is from RefSeq and is a predicted model, not a curated record. Bases 89 to 1246 code for a protein of 385 amino acids. Gene Ontology annotation, biological process: regulation of DNA-templated transcription. The transcript has a single exon. Gene Ontology annotation, molecular function: double-stranded DNA binding.